Staurois parvus is the source of this 566-nucleotide messenger RNA. The record is from the annotation of a GenBank genome assembly. NCBI's taxonomy places the organism in Eukaryota, Metazoa, Chordata, Amphibia, Anura, Ranidae.
CUAGAGUCCAGUGGUGGCAUGCUUUACACCUCUGCAUCCGACGCUUUGAAUCGACUUAGUGAUGUAAGACUUGGAUGCAGCUGCUUGGCCAUGGAAACACAUUCCGUGAAGCUCUCUAUGCACUGCUGUUGUGCCAAUUUCAAGGCCACAUGAAGUUUAGAGGUCUUCAGCUAUUGACUCUGCAGACAGUUGGCAACUUAUGUGCACUGUGCGCUUCAGCAUGCGCUGACCCCGUCCUGUCAUUUUGCGUGGCCUACCACUUCAUGGCUGAGUUGCUGUUGUUCCCAGUUGCUUCCACUUUGUUAUAAUACCACUAACAGUUGACGGUGGAAUAUUUAGUAGGAAGGAAAUUUCACGGAUGGAUUUAUUGCACAGGUGGCAACCUAUCACGGUACCACAAAUUCACUGAGCUCCUGAGAGCGACCCAUUCUUUCACAAAUGUUUGUAGAAGCAUUCUGCAUGCCUAGGUGCUUGAUUUUAUACACCUGUGACCAUGGAGGUGAUUGGUAGAGGUGUCCCAAUAUUUUUGGCAGCGUCCCAAUACUUUUGGCAAUAUAGUGUAUAUA